UCAAGCGUGAGAAACAUGGGUCAUCGAUAGCCUCGUGUCAGUGAACGCGGCCAAACAUGUUGCGACUCUCGUAGUCCGCUGCUACCAUCUCCAUCUACAAAUCUAUCAACCAUGAGUGAAACACCUCCGAAACCAAAGCCAGGCUCACUGCGCGACAGGAUCGCCGCUUUCGAGAAUGCUAACAAGGGUGCAGCACCCACUCCUGGGCCUGCACCACGCCCGAAGCCCUCGACCCUUCAAUCAUGGAAACCCAAGGUACCCUCACCUCCUCAAUCGCCAGAACCAGAGCGUAAGACUGCUGGGAUGUCUGCAUCAGACGCGAUGGAGAGCAUCGGCAAGGGCGGGAGUCUCAAGGAGCGCAUGGCCGCUCUCCAAGGAAAGGGUGCGUUUGGCGGCGGCGCCCCGCCCCCGAUCCUCCCAAAGCCUACAGACAAACCAAAAUGGAAACCACCACGACCAGUAUCGCCUCCUGCGGAUGAUGUCGUUCCCCCAGGCGGGGUGAUUGAGGCCCCAGGUCCCCUCCUACAACCCAGCUCCCAGACGUCCCUGUACCUGCUGCAGCACCAGAAACUACUGAAGAGGCCCCAGAUGCUGAGUCUACGACUGAACCUGAACCUGAACCAGAGGCCAGACCAUCCGUUGUAACAGUGACGUCUCUAGAACAAGUCGAAAGUCCAGAACAAGUCCCGGUUCCGUCAUCAGAGCAGAUUCUUGUCAUCGGCGACGUACAGAAGGAGAUCGGCGACGUAGGUGUGAGUGUCGAACUUG
This is a messenger RNA of Suillus paluster, 768 nucleotides long. RefSeq lists its product as uncharacterized. The coding region runs from base 112 to 645 and encodes 177 amino acids. The transcript has 2 exons. The record is from RefSeq and is a predicted model, not a curated record. Lineage: Eukaryota; Fungi; Basidiomycota; Agaricomycetes; Boletales; Suillaceae.